This is a messenger RNA of Bactrocera dorsalis (oriental fruit fly), 2382 nucleotides long. RefSeq names its product ras-like GTP-binding protein RhoL (gene RhoL). The transcript is spliced from 3 exons. The coding region runs from base 602 to 1159 and encodes 185 amino acids. Lineage: Eukaryota; Metazoa; Arthropoda; Insecta; Diptera; Tephritidae. The record is from RefSeq and is a predicted model, not a curated record. Gene Ontology annotation, biological process: small GTPase-mediated signal transduction. Gene Ontology annotation, molecular function: GTP binding; GTPase activity.
UUCAUUCGAGUAUCUGAGUACGUGGAGAUCGGUUCGGUGGGCUUUACUGAAUUUAUGCAUUGCGGAUAAAACGGCGCAACAACAACGAUUUUUCUAAGACGUGAGGGUGUAGUAGGACGUGUACGAUAAGAAGCUAAAAGUUUAAAUAUAAAAAUUCGUAUUGGCGAAACGCGAGCAAACGAAGGGUGCUUAUUCGAAUAGUGCAAGUGUUGUUAAUACAUACAUACAUACAUACAUAUGUACAUAUCUAUAUACAAAUACAUAUAUUUGUGUUGUUGCAAAAGCAGCUGACGUGCAAAAUUCAAAAAGCAUUGAGUUUUAAUCAUAAAUAAAUAAAACAAAUAAGAAUUGCUAAAGUUUAAAGUGUGCGAUAAGCCCAACGCCGAGGCAAAAGCGAGAGUCAAAGGCAGUGAGCGAGCAGUCAGCUAAGCAGUAGCGUAUAAAAUUUAUCGAAAGCCAUACAAAUCAAGACGUUGACGGAAUAUUGUCGCCAACCGGUGCAAUACAUUAUCUUCCGACAAUACUAGAAAACAACAACAAAUCCGACAAGUGAAAACAAAGUACCAACUGCAGCAUUCACAGCAACAACAACAACAACAUAAUGGCGAGAAGUUUACGUCCCCUUAAAAUCACAAUAGUCGGCGACGGUAUGGUGGGCAAGACCUGCCUACUCAUCACAUACACACAGAACGAAUUCCCCGAAGAAUACAUACCCACAGUGUUCGAUAACCAUGCCUGCAACAUCACGGUCGAUGGCAAUGAAUACAGCCUGACACUCUGGGAUACAGCCGGGCAAGAGGACUACGAGCGCCUACGUCCGCUCAGUUAUCCGAAUACGAGUUGCUUCCUGCUUUGCUAUUCGAUAAGCAGUCGAACAUCUUUUGAGAAUAUCAAGAGCAAGUGGUGGCCGGAGAUACGGCAUUUCUCCAAUAAUGUGCCCGUUGUGCUGAUCGGCACCAAGUUGGAUUUGCGAGUACCCAAUUCGGAGAAAUUCGUGACGACAAGCGAGGGACGUCGCUUGCGCAAGGAAAUUCAUGCGCAUACGUUGGUGGAAUGUUCGGCCAAAAAGAAGGUCAAUCUGAAUCAAGUCUUCGAGGAGGCAGUGAGAGCCGUGGAGAAGAAACCGAGUGCUAAACCGAAACAAUGCACAUUGCUAUAGGCGGUGUCGCAAUGACGUUGGAGAACAAGUGAUAGAUGGCGUAGAAAUUGUAAAUCCAAUAGCAACAACAACAAUUAGUAAAACAAAAAUGCUUGUAAAUCAGAAAAACUCUAAUAAUAUAUUGUAUUUAUGCCUGAUACUACUUUUUUGUACGCCUAAAAGUCGACUAAUUUUUGGUGCAGCAAAGGCAGUAAUUUAAAAAUUAGUGUUGAAGCAGAGAACACAAAAAAUUUUAACUUUAAAAACAAUUGUUUUAUGUUCUCUGGCUGAAGUUGUUGGAAUACAGACGAGUUUGACAGAUUUAUGUAGUUAGUUGGGCGGGUUGAGAGAACUAUGAGUUCUUUCGCUUUGUUUUAUUAUUGUAUCAUCUUUAUUAAAUAUUGUAAUGUUGUAAAAAAGCAAAUAUACUAUUUUUACAUUUAGUGAUUUAAGCGCAAAACAUUGUAUACACCAAUAUACAAGCAUAUGUAUGUAUGUAUUUAUUAAUAAAAAUAAAAUAUUUAUCAAUGUAAAAUUAAUUGCGUGCCGAGCUUAGUCAAACUGACUGCACAGUUGGAUAACAUAAACAAGAAAUAAAAAAAAAACAUGAUAUAUAUAAAAAAUAAUUAAAGAAAAUGUAAAAAAAUAUAUAAAAUAAUAGUAACUAUCAAAAAUUUAAAUAAAUACAACGAAAUAAAUAAAUGCGAAUAAAUACGUGAAUAUGUCCAUGAAUCAGCUGUUAGUAGCAGUCAAUAUCAUACGCAAAAGUGAACUGCUUAAAGUAGCAAUUAAAUUAUGUCUGAAGAACUGUUCGGACAUGACUUAGGACAGCAAAAAUGUUUAUUAAUAAGACAACAUUUGAAUCUACGCCAAAAAUUGGUGAAUAAGCUAGCUCAAUUGUGUUAUAUUCACAAUAAUUGUCCGUGACCUUAAAGCAUUAUUGGUAACAUUUAUAACGACACGCAUAGCACAAGGUCUGAAACCUGUCUGAAACAAACAGCACAAAUAAUUCAAUGAGUUUUACUUGGUAAUAUUUUAAUAUGUCUAGAUAGAAUAACAAGAUGUGCGAGUAUUGGCCAUAAUCAUAUCUACAUAAUAUGUGAUUUACAAUUAUAUCACUAAAAUGAUUAAAUGAGUAUAAUAAUGUACCUAAAAUAAAUGUAUAAUACAAAAUAUAUUUAGUAAUUAAAUUUUCUUUUCAACAUUUUUAAGAUGCAAUAAACAUUUUUUAAACUAGUCAUUAA